Messenger RNA from Phycomyces blakesleeanus NRRL 1555(-), 1034 nucleotides. RefSeq lists its product as hypothetical. Gene Ontology annotation, molecular function: actin filament binding; structural constituent of cytoskeleton. Bases 17 to 937 code for a protein of 306 amino acids. Gene Ontology annotation, biological process: Arp2/3 complex-mediated actin nucleation; actin filament polymerization. Lineage: Eukaryota; Fungi; Mucoromycota; Mucoromycetes; Mucorales; Phycomycetaceae. The record is from RefSeq and is a predicted model, not a curated record. The transcript is spliced from 6 exons. Gene Ontology annotation, cellular component: actin cytoskeleton; Arp2/3 protein complex.
AAAAAAGAGAAGCGUGAUGAUUUUACUCGACUAUCACAAUGUUAUCAUCAAGGAUUGCCUUGAAUCUAGACUAAAGGGAGAAAAACUCGAUGCCCUUGACAUGACAAUUGUUGAUUUUGAUGGCGUCAUUUAUCAUCUCGCAACACCCGACAGCAAGACUGUCCUUCACAUCUCUCUUCGCUGGAAGUGUUUCAACGAACUUGUUGCCUAUGGCGCCCAAGAAGUCCUUAAGCGGGAGUAUUCAGAAUACCUUGCCAGCCCCGAAAACGGCUUUGAUACCACGCUUGUGAUUGACCUCGAAAAGGUUCCAGCAGACGAAGAAACCAGAACAGAACUCAUCCAAAAGAUAUCUCUUCUUAAGCGUAACUUACUGGCAGCUCCUUUUGAACGGGCCUUUGCUGAACAAGAACAAUUCGAGGACGAGUCAAAGCCAAACCCGAAAUCAGAAUUAAUGGCUGUACAUUACCGUGAAGAAGAAGCUAUCUAUGUCAAGUCCAAUUCAGACCGAGUCACUGUGUUCUUUACCACUAAAUUUAAGGAUGAGACUGAUAAGGUCUUUGGAAAAGUUUUUCUCCAGGAAUUUGUGGAUGCCAGACGUCGUCCUGCUCUUCAGAAUGCACCUCAGGUACUAUAUGCAACGCGUGAGCCCCCAAUGGAAUUGCGUGACUUAAAUUUGCAGCCUGAUGAAGACAUGAGCUAUGUGACAUUUGUUCUUUUCCCUCGUCACUUCAACAGAGAAGUUCGUGAGGAGACAAUCUCGCGUGUCCAAAUCUUCCGUGACUAUCUUCAUUAUCACAUUAAAUGCUCAAAGGCUUAUAUGCACACUCGUAUGCGUGCUCGCGUGAGUGAUUUCCUGAGAGUCUUGAAUCGUGCUAAACCAGAAAUUGCCCCUGCCGAAAAGAGGACAGCAAGUGGAAGGACGUUCCGUAGAAACUAAGAAAUACUUUAAUGCUUUUUUUAUGGAGUUUUUUUUUAUAUGCGUGUAUAAAAAAAUAAAGAUUAACCAAUACACAUAAUGAGCCUUUUGGAUAUAU